This is a messenger RNA of Hipposideros armiger (great roundleaf bat), 1956 nucleotides long. RefSeq names its product BPI fold containing family B member 4 (gene BPIFB4). The transcript has 15 exons. NCBI's taxonomy places the organism in Eukaryota, Metazoa, Chordata, Mammalia, Chiroptera, Hipposideridae. The annotation marks the transcript as partial. The record is from RefSeq and is a predicted model, not a curated record. Gene Ontology annotation, molecular function: lipid binding.
UCUGCAGCCAUUUCGGGUUCCCUAGAGCAAAGCGAUACUCUCCACUCAGCCCUGAGAGAGGUGCCCAUGGGUGUUGGUGGUGUUCCCUACAACGAUUUCCAUGUUCGAGAUGCCCCUCCAAAAUCUCCAAAUGGCUACCAGCUUGGUGGUAAUUACAAGUAUGGUCACAUCGAGACCAAUGACAAUACCGCUCAGCUGGGGGGUAAAUACCGAUAUGGGGAGAUCCUUGAACAUGAUGGAAGCAUCAGGGACCUCCGAAAUGGUGACUACCGCAACGCUGAGAAUGCAUAUGGCAACCACAGGGGCCAUGGGCAGUAUAGAUCAGCCGAAGGUGCAGCGACUAUGGGCAGGCUUCACCGGCGAGAGCUACGGCCAGGAGAGAUCCCACCCGGUGUGGCCACUGGGGCGCUGGGUCCAGGUGGUUUGCUGGGCAGUGGAGGCAUGCUGGCAGCCGAUGGCAUCCUGUCGGGACAAGGGGGCCUGCUCGGCGGAGGCGGUCUUCUUGGUGGCGGAGGACUCCUCGGAGGAGGGGGCAUUCUGGGUGUGCUCGGCGAGGGCGGCAUCUUGAGCACCGUGCAGGGGAUCACAGGGCUGCGCAUCGUGGAGCUGACCCUCCCUCGGGUGUCCGUGCGGCUCCUGCCAGGCAUAGGUGUCUACCUGAACUUAUACACCCGUGUGGCCAUCAAUGGGAAGAGUCUCAUUGGCUUCCUGGACAUUGCCGUGGAGGUGAACAUCACGGCCAAGGUCCGACUGACCAUGGACCGCACAGGCUACCCUAGGCUGGUCAUCGAGCGAUGUGACACCCUCUUGGGGGGUAUCAAAGUCAAGCUGCUGCGAGGGCUUCUCCCCAACCUCGUGGACAACUUAGUGAACCGAGUCCUGGCCAACGUCCUCCCUGACUUGCUCUGCCCCAUUGUGGACGUGGUACUGGGUCUUGUCAACGACCAGCUAGGUCUUGUGGACUCUCUGAUUCCUCUGGGGAUAUUGGGAAGUGUUCAGUACACCUUCUCCAGCCUCCCGCUUGUGACUGGAGAAUUCCUGGAGCUGGACCUCAACACUCUGGUUGGGGAGGUUGGAGGAGGGCUCAUCGACUAUCCACUGGGGCGGCCAGCCAUGGCUCCCAGGAAUAAGAUGCCAGAAUUGCCCCCCAUGGGCGACAACACCAACUCCCAGCUGGCCAUUUCUGCCAACUUCCUGGGCUCGGUGCUGACUCUCCUGCAGAAGCAAGGGGCACUGGAUAUUGACAUCACUGAUGGCAUGUUUGAAGAGCUUCCUCCACUCAUCACAUCCACGUUGGGAGCCCUGAUUCCCAAGGUGUUCCAGCAGUACCCCGAGCCCCGCCCACUCACCAUCAGGAUCCAGGUACCGAACCCACCAUCAGUGACGCUGCAAAAAGACAAGGCACUGGUGAAGGUGUUUGCCACCUCUGAGGUCAUGGUGUCUCAACCCAAUGAUGUCGAGACCACUAUCUGCCUCAUUGAUGUGGACACAGAACUCUUGGCCAUGUUUUCCGUGGAGGGCGACAAGCUUAUGAUUGAUGCCAAGCUGGACAAGACAAGCCUCAACCUUAGAACCUCAAACGUGGGCAAUUUUGAUGUUGGCCUCAUGGAGGUGCUGGUCGGGAAGAUUUUCAACCUGGCAUUUAUGCCUGCGAUGAACGCCGUGCUGGGCUCUGGUGUCCCUCUCCCCAAAAUCCUUAACAUCGACUUCAGCAAUGCAGACAUUGAUGUCUUGGAGGAUCUUCUGGUGCUGAGCGUCUGAGUGACAGAGGCAGAGAUGAAGUUGCAUCCACAGAAAAAGGCAGAACCAGCCCAGGAAAGGCUCAGCCUGACACAGCCCCUGGGUCCAAGUCCCUUCAGCCUCCCCAACCUUCCGACCUGUCCCCACCCUGAGAAAAGAUCCAGCUGUUACUCCCAUUGGCAAACAAUGACGUACACAGUCACCCCACGGUCAGCA